AUGGCCGAGGCAGUGGUCCAACUACGUUGCGGCGUGAAGAAUGAUCACUGGGGAAAGAGAGGAACGGAGUCUAUCGUGGCCCAGCUGUGGUCGAAGUCGCCCAACAUCGCACAGAUCGACGACUCCAAGCAUUACUCGGAGAUGUGGCUGGGCACUUAUCCUUCCAAUCCGUCGUAUCUCUUGUCAACUGGCGAACAUCUUGGAGAGUAUCUGAAGAAGAACCCGCAGCUUGUAGGAAAGUCUGUUCACGAUCGAUGGGGACCAGAGAUUCCUUUCUUACCCAAGAUCCUCUCAUUCAGCAAAGCCCUACCUCUCCAAAUCCACCCAGACCUCAGUCUCGCCGCAAAACUACAUAAAGAAGACCCCAAGAAAUACGGCGACCCAAUGCACAAGCCAGAGAUAGCAAUUGCACUCUCCAAGUUCGAGCUCUUCGCUGGCUGGAAACCCCUCAAAGACAUCCAAGCCCUCUUCGAACUAAACCACCUGAGUAGGUUCGUCCCCAAAACAAGCCAAUUCACAGACAAGACCCUCCGCCAAAUAUGCGAAGCUCUCCUCCGCGCAGCACCCCAAACAAUUACCGAAACAACAAAAGACCUACAAGCAAUCCCGGAAUCCCACUUCGGCGCACAUACCUACAUCCCCAGCCUCCUAGGCCGCCUCGUAAAACAAUACGGCGAAGGCGACAACGGCAACCUCGUCGCGGCCCUGCUCAUGAACUAUCUAACCCUAGGACCAGGCGACGCAGUCUUCGUACCAGCAGAUAGUAUCCACGCUUACCUAGAAGGCGACAUCAUGGAAUGCAUGGCACGGUCCGACAACGUGAUCAACACGGGAUUCUGUCCGGUCGCCGAACGCGACAGCGUGGAACUAUUCGGGCAAGCGCUCAGUUUUGUCCCGCACAAUGCGCACGAUGCAUUGCUUCCCCGGAAGAAGAGUGAUAAGGGCUUGAACGGCAAGACGGAUGUUUAUGCACCGCCUGUGAGUGAGUUUAGUGUACUUUGUACUACGCUUGGUGCUGGUGAAAAGGAGACGCACAAGGCUAUCCUUGGGCCUAGUUUGAUGAUUGUCACUAAAGGGGGUGGGUGUAUGAAUAUUCCUGGUGGGAAGUGUGUCGAGUUGAAGGAGGGUUGGGUUUUCUUUGUUGGGCAGGGGGUUGCGUUGGAUUUUGGGACUGACACGGGGAUGGCGGUAUAUCGUGCUUAUGCGGAGUAG
Molecule: messenger RNA, 1212 nt
Organism: Penicillium antarcticum
Lineage: Eukaryota; Fungi; Ascomycota; Eurotiomycetes; Eurotiales; Aspergillaceae
Exons: 4
Coding region: 1-1212 (403 amino acids)
Biological process (GO): GDP-mannose biosynthetic process; carbohydrate metabolic process
Cellular component (GO): cytosol
Molecular function (GO): zinc ion binding; mannose-6-phosphate isomerase activity
Source: RefSeq, a predicted model, not a curated record